This is a messenger RNA of Iphiclides podalirius (scarce swallowtail), 1248 nucleotides long. NCBI's taxonomy places the organism in Eukaryota, Metazoa, Arthropoda, Insecta, Lepidoptera, Papilionidae. The record is from the annotation of a GenBank genome assembly.
AUGGCUGGUAGGCUGGUGUGUGUGAGACGCAUUUUGGAGCGAUAUGCAAACGUCACCGGCAAGCGAUACAUGUCACACUAUCCGAUAGACGAACACAUAUUUGGACUCACCAGCGAGCAGCAACAGCUUCGCAAAGUAAUUUUUGACUUUGCGCAAAAAGAAUUAGCGCCGAAAGCAGCAGAGAUCGACAAAACGAAUAAUUUCAAAGAAUUGAGAGAGUUCUGGAAGAAGCUCGGUAACCUCGGUGUGUUGGGUAUAACAGUGAGUCCGGAAUAUGGCGGCACGGGUGGGAAAUAUUCAGAUCAUUGUGUUAUUAUGGAGGAAUUGUCACGAGCUUCCGGUGCCAUUGCUUUGUCGUAUGGUGCCCAUUCCAACUUAUGCCUCAACCAGAUCAACCGUAACGGAUCGCAUGAACAGAAGAUCAAAUAUUUGCCUAAACUGUGUUCUGGAGAGCACAUCGGUGCGUUGGCUAUGUCGGAACCCGGGUCAGGUAGCGACGUGGUAUCAAUGAAGCUUCGAGCUGAGAAAAAGGGUGACUACUAUAUUCUCAACGGUAACAAGUUCUGGAUAACUAAUGGCCCUGACGCUGAUGUAUUAGUGGUUUACGCUAAAACAGAUUUAACUAGCAAACCGCAACACGGGAUUUCAACCUUUUUGAUCGAGAAGGACUACCCAGGAUUCACUACGGCGCAGAAACUAGAUAAACUUGGUAUGAGGGGUUCAAACACUUGUGAAUUAGUGUUUGAAGAUUGCAAGGUGCCCGCAGAAAAUUUGCUAGGUGACGAGAACAAAGGUGUUUACGUGUUGAUGUCUGGGUUGGAUUUAGAACGGCUGGUUUUAGCAGCUGGUCCCGUGGGUCUGAUGCAAGCGGCCAUUGACGCUGCUUUCGCUUAUGCACACACGAGAAAGCAAUUUGGCAAAAAUAUAGGGGAAUUCCAACUACUUCAGGGCAAAAUGGCAGACAUGUACACAACACUUAGCGCAAGUCGCAGUUAUCUUUACAACGUUGCCAGAGCAUGUGACGAGGGGCAUGUCAACAGCAAAGACUGCGCUGGCGUGAUACUAUACUGCGCUGAGAAGGCCACUCAAAUCGCUUUGGAUGCUAUACAGAUAUUAGGAGGAAAUGGCUUCAUUAAUGACUAUCCAACAGGAAGAAUACUAAGGGAUGCCAAACUCUAUGAGAUUGGUGCCGGUACAUCUGAAGUGCGGAGAAUGCUAAUUGGAAGAACAUUGAAUAGUGAAUAUAAA